This is a messenger RNA of Dreissena polymorpha, 5442 nucleotides long. Its product is annotated as protein mono-ADP-ribosyltransferase PARP12-like. Lineage: Eukaryota; Metazoa; Mollusca; Bivalvia; Myida; Dreissenidae. Gene Ontology annotation, molecular function: NAD+ poly-ADP-ribosyltransferase activity. The transcript has 9 exons. The record is from RefSeq and is a predicted model, not a curated record. The coding region runs from base 348 to 2672 and encodes 774 amino acids.
GCCCAUGUUGUGAGAUCGGGUUUGUGUGCGUUGGUGAAGAAUAAGAGGCGAAUGGAAAUCCCAACACCUCACGUUUUUUCCACUUUUGUUUUGAAAUAAAUAAACUGUUGUAGGCCAUUAGCUUUUGCGACAGGACAUAUACAGCGGUUAGGUUUCGCUGUGUCUUCACGACUGCAUCUAGAGACAAACCUGUGUAAACCACGCUAUCUCUUGUCAACCAACGUAUGUAGUUCAGAGUUAACCACGUUGAACUAUACAACGUUUACAAAGUGUACAUCUUACGUAAGAAAUAAUGUGGGACUUAACCAACAUUUGAAGGACUGCAGGGGAAAAACUCCGAAGUGAAAAUGUCGUCAAGUAUUAAAAGAAGUGCUACAUCGAGUGAAGCUUUCAUUGAAAUAUCUCAAAUUAGAAAUGAUUUUACUCCUUCGCCGCAAGAACCGUCAGAUCAAUCGAUGAGACUAGUAUGUCAACAAGCUGAUAUUUACGCUGAGUCAAUACAGACAGACCAUGGCAGGCUGUUGAAAGAGGAUGAUGCAUCCAGCAAGUUCCUGUGCAUGGGCAAUAUCCAAGGCAACUGUACACAAGAUAAGUGCACAAGACUUCAUAGCGACACACAUUUACCUUACCUUUGGCAGAUACAGCUUUGUGGGGGUUGGUUUACGUUACAGAAUUCCGAAAAUGUUGAACAAUUGUUCUGUUCUCCGGAAGAAAAGGAAUGUUCGUUCAAGUUUGUAAGUUACACCUCUGGAUUGGACUUAAGCCUUUUACAUCGGGACUGCACAAUACUGUUUGAACCAGAGAAACGGGCCUUCAUUCGUGAGUAUAACUUUGUAGAGGCCAGGCGUUUAAGCACAAUGUCUUUCAAGGAGGUCGGCGAUGUUGGGGACAGCUACGUAACUCAAUGGCGAUGGUACUGGGAGGACAAUGACGGGGCAUGGAUGUUGUUUGAACCUGACUCUAUUCAGCAUACGCUUGAGGCUAAGUUUCUUGCAAAACAAACAACAUACCUGUACUGGCGUGAAAACUACAAGUGGAGGUAUAAGAUUGACUUUGGUUCUAUGACGCAACAAAACGUGCAAACUGGAGCAACCAGACCAAUCAGACGGCGCCCAGUGUUUGUAUCUUUUCAAGACGUCCAGGAUAAUAUAACACCCCCAUGUCUAACGCCUCCUCAAGUGAUUGACGUUGCGCUUCCUACGUCCUGGGUACCAUGGGAUGUGGCUCACCCAUUCGAACUUGUUCAGUUGUCACCUGACGAUAUAGACUUUAUUGAGCUGUCAGCAAGGUUUUUCAAAACCGCAAGCCCUGAUCAGUUUACUCUAACAGCCGUAUCCCGAAUACAGAAUCAUGCUCUAUUGUCUGGAUUUAACAAUCACGAGAAGGUCAUGUUAAACAAUCAGCGAAGACUUGGUGACAGAAACCCUGUCGAUAAACGCCCCCUCUUCCACGGAACCGACAGUUUAAAUACUGUGCGCGGAAUCUGCGUCAAUAACUUCGACUUCCGGUUAUGCGGAAAAAAUGCCACUAUGUAUGGUCAAGGCGCAUACUUUGCCAGAGAUGCAAAAUACAGUCAUCAGUUUACAAAACCAGACGAAAAUAUGGAACGAUUUAUGUUACAGGCUAAUGUUCUUAUAGGCUACUACACGAAAGGUGACUCACAGUACAAGCGGCCACCAGAAAAGCCAGACAAAGAUCAUGAACUUUUUGAUUCAUGUGUAGAUGAUGAACAUAAUCCUAGUAUGUUCAUCCUUUUUGAUAAACACGCUUACUACCCUGAGUACCUUAUUCAGUACAAACAUUCAGAUGACUUUGACGAGUCAUCACCGCAGCCCGCUGUGUUAUUGAACGCUUCGAAUCCUUCCAGUUCAACAUUUACACUGGUUUUACAACAGGCGCAACCUCCACAAACAAAAACAAAAAGGUCAAGAAAACCUAGGUCAAAAAAAGCUUCACUAUCUUUGUCAGGUUUGCAACAAACAACACCAACAUCAAUUUCUACCAAACAAUCUCGAUCAAAAAAAUCCAAAACGAGCAAUUCUUCAAGUUUGUCCAAUUCAGUGCCACCCAUACCUGUGCUACAAGGACCUACACCAACAUUACACGCACCUUCGUCACAAUCUACGCCAAUGCCUAUUUUGAAUUCCUCCAUUGCCAUGACAUCACCAGCUGCGCCACAAUUUGCAUCUGUUAGCGCACCUUUUUUGCAAUCAUCGCAAAUGCACGGAUUGAGUUCCAAUCAACUAGUGCCAUCAACAGGUGUGCCGCUAGCGACCACUACUAUACCAGUACUAGCUCAUUCAUACGAUCCAUUGUCGCUACCAAAAUCAAAUGGUACAGCACCUGUUAUCGCAUCUUCUUCACAAUCACCGCGAAUGCCAAAUGCGAGUUCCUACACAUUUGUACCACAAACAAUUCCACCACCAUAUUCCACGGUUCCAACGUUGGAAACUACGCCAGCACAAGCUCAUGCAAACAAUUCAUUGUCAUUAGCACCGCAAAAUAUCAUAGGAUCACCAUGGAAUUCCAUGUCCCUGCACGCUUCGAACUCGACUUAUUUUUGGGGUAACCCUCCGCCUGCACACACAACCCAAACAUCGCCUGGUUACCCAUUCCAAGCACACCACCAAUUACAAUCAAUGUAUUAUCCUUACGACACAGAUAGCGAAUAAUGAUGUAAUAAGUGCUUACUUUUAAAACGUUAGUAAUUAAACUUUGUUUAUUGGCAAUUGUUCUGUUUUUUGCAAUGCUGCAAUCUACAACAAACAUUAUUUCAGUUACACAAGCAAUACAUGUAACUUUUCACUGUUGCACGGUGUAAUCAACUCUAGUCUGAUUUUAUGGUUCGGCAUUCCUUUUAAUUCCAAAUGCUCUGCAUGACCGUUCCAAAGCGCUUGAUCUGUUGUAUUUUAAUCGUAAUGUGGUUUUGUAUGCAUUGUAUGAUUAUUCCUGGAAUAUCAGCGUUUCAUGUUUUAUUCCAGAGGCAUUCACACUAAAUGCAUAUUUAAAACAGAGAAAAACAUGCGUCUAAUCUCGUGUGAUUCUGAUGUUGUUUGAUUUAUUUUUAUCGUUAUGUUGUUUCACUAAUUUGCACAGGUUAAUCAGUUAAUUUUGGUAGGCAUUAGUUGUAGUAAGGCUUUUCAUCCGAUUAUUUGUCUUCGACAUACCACUCUGGAUACUCUGUUAACGAAUGAUAUGUAUGUUGUUUUAAAGUGAUAUCUCCUGAAUUUUUCUUUUCUAGCUCGUUUGUCCUUCCUCUGUUUCCUUUUUGUCUGCCCAUAUUCGUUCUGCUACUCUUAUUAAAAUUUACAUUGGUAAAUACAUUUAUAUAUGUGGAAAGCAUGAAAGAGAGGAAAAAUCCGAGUGCAAUUUUUGGUUGGAAGGCAAUCACUGAAAACAUUACUGUCUAGAACAUUGAAACCAACAAAAAAAUUAAGUUAAUGUAUAAAUCAUACAAAUAUAAUUAUAAACAGUCAAAAACUAAAUAAAGAGGAGACUGUCUGCUACUAUAACAGUAAAACAAAUUAAUAAAGGUCAAACUGCUGGAUAAUCCCAACCCAGGCAAUUAUGGACUUCACCCCAGAUUCUGGCAGUAGUGAUUUUAGUGUAACCGAUGAUGAGAACGAAGACAAGUGUUUUGUUUGUUAAGGCUCCAGCUUAUUGAACUGACCUAGUGUAUGUCACUUAUAUUAAUAAAAUGGUCACAGAAUGAUGAACACGGAUGUGAUCACUGGGCACAUUUACAGUUUUGUUGUCAUUCACGAACUGUAAUCAGAGGUGAUCGCUUCUGCUGUACAUUUCACAGUGCAGUGGAUGACUAGCUGUAUUUUAUUCCAACGAUGUUUUUGGUUAUUCGUAUUUCUGUUUUCUGCUGAAAGUUUGGGCAACAAACCAUCUUAUAUAAUAUCAAUUUACUAUUAAGUGUUUAAUAUUAUUUGUUUUCUCUUCUGUAAUUCUGAAAAAAACUGUGUAUAACUGUAUAAAACUGUUCAAUUUAUGAUGAUAAGGAAAAAAAUAUUCGCAGGUUUAAGAUCUUUUGUAAUUCCGUUUUUGGCCUGGGGCGUAGCCCGUAGGCCAUAGCAAUGAUACCAAUUUCUGAGCCAAUCCGAAUCGGCUGGCUGCCAAAAACCAAAUUCCCCAAAACUCCGAUUUACCACUUAAUUCAUGCACAAUAAAAGCAGUUCUUCGCAGAUGUCAAUUACCCGCCUUGUAAAAACAGAACAUCACUUUAUAACAUGACAGUGUCAGAUAAUAAUAUUAAAAUAUUAGUUGUUACAAUUAUCGUUCUUUCUUUCUUUGUUUUUUGCACUAUUUUAUUGUUGACGUUUUGCGCCAAUUUAAUGCGCAUUGAUACGUACAACGUUCCUUUCCGGUGACACAUGGUAAACAAACCAAACGAAAGCCAGUUCUGUAUCUCAGAUCGCUGUAAUCGGGGUAUUAAAAGUAAGUUUCAAUUCAAAUUUAUGUUUACAACUGCUUUUUAUUUGAUUGUUACAUCUAUAUCGUCAUUUUAUUAAUGUUUGAACUUGACCUCGUGAGUUGUCACAUAAUUUCGCGACCCGGAAAUAUUUGUCAUUGAAAGUUUAGAAAUUCUUCGGAGUGAUCUAUGCUUUUAUAACUGUAUUCAGCAUUAUUUCAUUUGUAUUGUACAGAUAUUCUGUUGUAGAAAGACAUUUUAAUAAUUUCUUGCUUGUAUUUAUGUGUGCUGUUCCUUUCAAUAUUGAUUGAAAUUCUUCAGUUACCCUCAAAUUAGAAUGUCAGCUAUUGAAAACUUUAGAACUGAAAUUUUAACAGCAUUUUGCAAGCCAGUUUAGUUUAAAAUUCUUAAAUCUUCAGAUGAGAAAUUGUAUUUUUUUCAACCAUGUGUUGCGUUUAGAAUAUUAUCAUUAUAGCACCCGACCGUGUGAGAGCGUUGUGGUUUGUCAUUGUUCAGUGCUGUGUUGUCCAUUUUCAGUGUUCAGUGAUUAAGUGUAGUGGCUGUGUUGUUUAGUGAAUUAUUUUGUUCAUACAUUCUGCAAGUCCUGUAUUUGUUUAUAGAUUUUUGUAUUAUAAACCAGUUCGCAUUUGUAAAUAUUAGGACAUUCAACCUUUUCUUAUAAAAUAGUGAAAUUAAAUUGCUCACAUUUUAUUUAACUUUUAUCAAGAGUGUCUCCCAAACAGUUGAUUUAAAUUAUUAAAUUUUAAUGUACAGUGUCACAUAACGUUUUGUUAAUAGCGUAUAGUUAUUUUGUCUUCAAGGGAAAAUUGUAUGACUGUUUCACUUAUCUAAAGGGAAAGUUCAGGUAUUCUUAUCUGAUAUUUGUAUUAUAUUGCAUUUUAUUUUCAGUUCAAGUGUUGCUGUGCCAAAAUGUAAUAGUCAUUCUUUUCAGCUAUUAUUAAUUGAGGUUGGUUCAUUAUUUGGGAUUUAAAAUUUGAUUUGCUUUGAUUAAAAUGUGUACAUUG